AUGAGCUUCUUCGGCUUUGGCCAGAGCGUGGAGGUGGAGAUCUUGCUGAGCGAUGCGGAGAGUAGGAAGCGGGCCGAGCAUAAGACGGAGGAUGGCAAGAAGGAGAAGUAUUUCCUCUUCUACGAUGGGGAGACGGUCUCCGGGAAGGUGAGCCUCAUGCUCAAGAACCCCAAUAAGCGUCUGGAACACCAAGGCAUUAAGAUCGAAUUCAUCGGGCAAAUCGAACUCUACUAUGACCGUGGGAACCAUCACGAGUUUGUGUCCCUGGUGAAGGAUCUGGCCCGGCCUGGAGAGAUUACCCAGUCACAGGCCUUUGACUUUGAAUUCACACACGUGGAAAAGCCGUAUGAAUCUUACACGGGGCAGAACGUGAAGCUACGGUAUUUCCUCCGAGCCACCAUCAGCCGCCGCCUCAAUGAUGUUGUCAAAGAGAUGGAUAUUGUUGUUCAUACACUUAGCACAUACCCAGAGCUAAACUCCUCCAUCAAGAUGGAAGUUGGGAUUGAGGACUGUCUACACAUUGAGUUUGAAUACAACAAAUCAAAAUACCACUUGAAAGAUGUCAUUGUCGGGAAGAUAUACUUCCUUCUAGUGAGAAUCAAGAUUAAACACAUGGAAAUCGACAUCAUUAAACGAGAAACAACUGGGACAGGCCCUAACGUUUACCACGAGAAUGACACCAUUGCCAAGUACGAGAUCAUGGAUGGGGCUCCUGUUAGAGGUGAGUCCAUCCCGAUCCGGCUCUUCCUGGCAGGCUAUGAGCUCACCCCCACCAUGCGGGACAUCAACAAGAAGUUCUCCGUGCGUUAUUACCUCAACCUGGUGCUGAUUGAUGAGGAAGAACGGCGCUACUUCAAACAGCAGGAAGUGGUAUUGUGGAGGAAAGGUGACAUCGUGCGCAAGAGUAUGUCCCACCAGGCAGCCAUCGCCUCUCAACGCUUCGAAGGCACAGCCUCGCUGGGUGAGGUGCGGACCCCGAACCAGCUGUCUGACAACAAUAGCAGGCAGUGAGGCCUGAGCCGCACCACUGCUGAGCUUCUGCCCCGGCACCCUCAUCUGACAGGCGCCGGUGGCUGGGGUGGAGGAGGUGUGCUGCUCAGCUGACCCAUUACUUGCAACCUGAAAAAAAAAAUUAUGUUUAUGACUU
Molecule: messenger RNA, 1147 nt
Organism: Elephantulus edwardii (Cape elephant shrew)
Lineage: Eukaryota; Metazoa; Chordata; Mammalia; Macroscelidea; Macroscelididae
Gene: VPS26B
Product: vacuolar protein sorting 26 homolog B (S. pombe)
Exons: 6
Coding region: 1-1011 (336 amino acids)
Biological process (GO): retrograde transport, endosome to Golgi; intracellular protein transport
Cellular component (GO): retromer complex; endosome
Source: RefSeq, a predicted model, not a curated record